Sphenostylis stenocarpa is the source of this 563-nucleotide messenger RNA. NCBI's taxonomy places the organism in Eukaryota, Viridiplantae, Streptophyta, Magnoliopsida, Fabales, Fabaceae. The record is from the annotation of a GenBank genome assembly.
AUGUGCAGAAGAGGGGGUUCUGCAUUUUCAUCUUCUUCCACUGCCGAACAAGUUACUCGAGGAAUCGAUGCCACUUCCCUCACUGCUAUUGUUACAGGGGCAAGCAGUGGUAUUGGUGCUGAGACUACUCGUGUUCUUGCUAUGCGUGGUGUUCAUGUGAUUAUGGGGGUGAGAAAUAUGGUGACUGCAAAAGAUGUUAGAGAAGAAAUACUUAAGGAGAUUCCUUCAGCUAAAGUUGAUGCCAUGGAAUUAGACCUAAGCUCAUUGGCAUCUAUUAGAAAAUUUGCAUCAGAGUUCAUUUCAUCUGGUCUUCCAUUAAACAUUCUGAUAAACAAUGCAGGUAUAUUUGGAACCCCUUUCAUGCUGUCUAAGGACAACAUUGAGCUGCAAUUUGCCACAAAUCACAUAGGGCAUUUUCUUUUAACAAAUCUUCUGUUGGAUACUAUGAAGAAAACAACACUUGAAAGUAAGAAAGAAGGAAGAAUUAUUAAUGUCUCCUCUGCUGGUCAUCGAUGCAGCUAUCGUGCAGGAAUCCGUUUUGAUAAAAUUAAUGAUAAAUCAAG